UGUAGGUUCGUGUUGGCGUGAACGCAGUCAGAUCGUUGUGUGGUCUCGUGGUGGUGGUGGUGUGCAGAGUUGGUCUGCGGGCGAUUUGCGCCAGUACGUGAGUGAGUGUGUCUGUGCUAGUAGUGGCCGUGUCACGGGAUCGACUCUUCAUCGCUGCGAUUUUUGUAACAGAGUUUUGGCGCAGUAUCGAGGAGCAUCGCAGUCCGUGUAACGCGCCAGGACCGAUACGCCGCCGCCAGAUUUAGGUGACCACAGGGAGUGGAUGAUGGUAAAGGAGAAAAAGGGCAGAUAGCAGUGUACAACAGAACGCCAGCAUGACAUUCGAAUCCAUGGACCGGUUCUGCGGUUCGCCGUUUUGGGAUACCAACUUAACAUGGCACACAGAGGAUCCUGAUUUGACAGAUUGCUUCCAAAGGACUGUUCUUGUUUGGGUACCUUGUGUUUUUCUCUGGACUUUUUCUGCUUUGGAGACCUACUACCUGUUAAGCAGCAAAACAAGGAAUGUUCCAUGGAACUGGCUGAAUGCAACAAAACUAGUCAUUACAUUAAUUUUAGUUGUACUGACAGUCGCAGAUCUGGGGAAUGCAUUUCAUCUGAUUUCACUGAACGAGGAUGUGCAUCCAGUAGACAUAUUCGUUCCUAUAAUCAAAAUUAUGACAUUUUGCCUAGCUGGUGCUCUCCUCUUCUACAACCGUAAAAGAGGCAUGCGAACAUCGGGAUUGCUGUUCCUAUUCUGGUUACUCCUUGCAAUUUGUGGUGCAGUGCAGUACCGUGCACAGAUAGCAUUAACUUAUGAAAACACAUUUGAACCAGCAUUUUCAUUCAUUUCAUAUAUGAUAUAUUACCCUCUAAUAUUGGUGAUAUUAGUCCUGAGUUGUUUCGCCGAUGCCGCUCCAAGAUUCUCUGAAUAUCCUACAGUUGAGAAACCGUGUCCUGAAGGAAGUGCAUCAUUCCUCUCAAGAAUUCUCUAUACGUGGUUUGACAGGUUAGCUUGGAAAGGUUUCAGAAAGCCACUGGAAAUGAAAGAUUUGUGGAAUAUGAACCCAGAAGACACUGCUAGGGAAGUGCUCCCUCAAUUUGAUAAGCACUGGGAAAAGACUCUGCAAAAGACUGCUAAUGCUCGUGCUCCCAAAGCAUCAUUUCACAAAAAUGCUGCUAGUGUUGACUUUGUGGGAACACAAUCUAAAAUGAAAUACCAGGCAUCCAUCCUACCAGCUAUUUGCAAGGCAUUUGGUCCUACAUUUCUUUUUGGUGCGUGCCUCAAAUUCGUACAAGAUGUUCUCACGUUUGCGAAUCCCCAGAUAUUGAAGUUGCUCAUCUCCUUCGUGGAAGGAAAUGAGCCUAUGUGGAAGGGAUACACUUAUGCAGGUCUUAUGUUUGCAACAGCAGCAGUGCAAACACUGGUGCUGGCACAGUACUUUCAUCGUAUGUUCAUCGUUGGACUCCGUGUCAGAACUGCAGUGAUAGCAGCAGUUUACAGAAAAGCACUUCGCAUGUCAAACUCGGCAAGAAAGGAAUCAACAGUUGGAGAAAUUGUUAAUUUGAUGUCAGUGGAUGCCCAGAAACUAAUGGAUCUUACCACCUAUCUGAAUAUGAUUUGGUCUGCUCCUUUACAGAUCGCACUAGCCCUGUAUUUUCUCUGGGAUAUCUUAGGUCCAUCCGUGCUUGCUGGUCUCGCAGUCAUGAUAAUCAUGAUACCGCUUAAUGCCUAUGUAGCAAAUAGAGUAAAAACACUUCAGAUGCGUCAAAUGAAAUAUAAAGAUGAAAGGGUAAAACUUAUGAAUGAAGUCCUAAAUGGGAUGAAAGUUUUAAAACUGUAUGCUUGGGAGCCAUCAUUUGAACAAGAGGUUUCAAGAAUAAGAAAUAAAGAAAUCAAAGUACUGAAGCAAUUGGCAUAUCUCAAUGCAAUAACAUCAUUUAUAUGGUCCUGUGCUCCUUUCCUGGUAUCCCUAACAACCUUUGCCACAUAUAUUAUGUGGGAUGAGAAAAAUGUUCUGGAUCCCGAGAAGGCAUUUGUAUGCCUAACCCUGUUCAACAUGAUCCGUAUGCCCUUGACCAUGCUUCCUAUGUUAAUAGUGUUUGUCGUACAGGCAAAUGUGUCAAUAAAGAGAAUGAAUAAGUUCAUGAAUUGUGAAGAACUGGACCCCAAUAAUGUUACACAUGAUUAUUCUGACAAAUAUCCUCUUGUCAUGGAAAAUGGUACCUUCAGCUGGGGCCCUGAUGAAAGCCCAGUAUUAAGAAGCAUUAAUCUGCAAAUCAAACAGAGUUCAUUGGUAGCUGUUGUUGGAACUGUUGGUGCAGGAAAGAGUUCACUGGUUUCAGCAUUUCUUGGUGAAAUGGACAAAAUUACUGGCAGGGUUAACACCAAGGGUUCAAUUGCUUAUGUACCACAGCAGGCAUGGAUACAGAAUGCUACUUUGAAGGACAACAUUCUGUUUGGUAAAUCCUUAGAGCAGUCUUCAUACCUUCGAAUAGUAGAUGCAUGUGCGCUUAAACCUGAUCUUCAGAUGCUACCGGGUGGUGACCAGACAGAAAUUGGAGAAAAGGGUAUAAAUUUGAGUGGUGGUCAGAAACAGAGAGUCAGUUUGGCUAGAGCAGUUUAUAGCAAUGCUGAUAUAUAUUUUCUAGAUGAUCCUCUCAGUGCUGUUGAUAGUCAUGUUGGAAAGCACAUCUUUGAAAAUGUUAUUGGACCAACAGGAUUACUGAAAAAGAAGACACGAGUGCUGGUGACACACAGUAUAACAUUCCUGCCAGAGGUAGACCUCAUUGUAGUUCUUAAAGAUGGUGAAGUUACUGAGAUUGGUGCUUAUAAGGAGUUGCUUGAAAAGAAGGGUGCAUUUGCAGAGUUCCUUGUGCAGCAUCUUCAGGAGGCUGCCACAGAUGAAGGCGAUGGAGAGCUUGAAGAGAUCAAACAACAGUUGGAGACUACAAUUGGUGCUGAAGAACUAUCACAAAAAUUGAAGCGAGCAAGGUCACGAGUUUCAGAAAGUCACAGUGAUAGUGGCUCAAUUGGUGAUAAAAAUUCACUUUCAGUGUCAGGAUCAGUAUACAGGCAAAACUCAAUAGAGAGUAGCACUGAGAAGAGUAAUAGCCUAAAAAGAGCCAAUAGUGUUGAGAAGAAUAAUGUACUUGUUAAAUCAGUGCAGCCUGGGGAGAAGCUUAUAGAAAUUGAGAAAGCAGAAACAGGAAGUGUGAAAUGGGCAGUUUAUUCACAUUACCUGAAAUCUGUGGGCAUAUUUCUCUCAUUGGCCACAAUAUUAUUUAACUUUGUAUUUCAAGCAUUUUCAAUUGGUACUAACAUCUGGCUAUCUGUCUGGUCAAAUGAUGCUGAUUAUGUUGCUAACACUUCAGAUACAGCGAAGAGGGAUCUCUACUUAGGCGUAUACGGAGCACUGGGUUUUGGGCAAGUAAUCUUUUUACUCCUGUCAUCAUUGACUACAUUUAUUGGUGCUCUGAGUGCUGCCCAUAUCAUCCACUACAGUUUGCUUUCAAAUAUAAUGCGGACACCAUUAUCAUUUUUUGAUAUAACACCUGUCGGAAGGAUUAUAAAUAGAUUCUCUAAAGAUAUAGACACAUUGGAUACUGUUCUACCACAUAACAUAAGGGGUCUGGUGAACUGCUUUUUUGGGGUGCUUCAACCAUCCGAGCAUAUGGUGUGCAGCAGCGGUUCAUUCGAGAAAAUGAGAAUAAGGUGGAUGUGAAUCAAGUGUGUUAUUAUCCCAGCAUUAUUGCAAACAGGUGGCUUGCUGUCAGAUUAGAGAUGAUUGGCAAUUUAAUAAUACUAUUUUCAUCACUGUUUGCGGUCUUGGGUCGUGAUUCCAUAAAUGCUGGAAUAGUGGGACUGUCUGUCAGCUAUGCACUCCAGGUAACACAAACUCUAAACUGGUUGGUAAGAAUGACGUCAGAUGUAGAGACAAAUAUUGUGGCAGUGGAAAGAAUAAAAGAAUAUGGCGAAACUCCUCAGGAAGCACCGUGGGAAGUACCUGCAACACAACCACCUAAUGACUGGCCUUCAAAAGGGGAAGUGCAGUUCAAAGACUACAAAGUGCGCUACAGGGAGGGCCUCGAUUUGGUAUUGCAUGGAAUUACAUUCAGUGUGUCUGGAGGAGAAAAGGUGGGUAUAGUGGGCAGAACUGGAGCAGGCAAGUCUUCACUGACAUUAGCACUGUUCCGCAUCAUAGAACCAGCUGGUGGCUCGAUUGAAAUUGAUAAUGUUGAUGUAACCAAGCUGGGAUUACACGCUCUGCGGUCACGUCUCACUAUCAUCCCUCAAGAUCCAGUUUUAUUUUCUGGGACAUUACGUCUCAAUCUCGAUCCUUUCAAGAAGCAUUCAGAUGAGGAGGUAUGGCGUGCACUUGAACAGGCUCAUUUGAAGGCUUUUGUGAAGGGUUGUGCUGCAGGCCUCAAUCACGAGGUUACUGAAGGUGGUGAAAAUCUCAGUGUUGGGCAACGCCAACUGGUUUGCUUGGCCAGAGCUCUACUGCGAAAGACAAAGGUGUUAAUUCUUGAUGAGGCUACGGCUGCUGUUGACCUUGAGACUGAUGAUUUGAUACAGCAAACAAUACGCACAGAAUUUGAACACUGCACAGUCCUGACAAUCGCUCACAGGUUAAACACAAUCAUGGACUACAACAGAAUUAUUGUUUUAGACAAAGGAAAAGUUGUAGAAUUUGAUUCACCUCAGUCACUGUUAGAGAACAGGACAUCCAUCUUCUACAGCAUGGCUAAAGAUGCAGGCUUAGCAUGAGUUCACUAAACAAGAAUUAUUGAGGAGAAGAAGAGAGAAAUGUGCUCCUCCAAUUCAUAACGUGCAUCAUAUCCAACUGCAUCUUUCAAGAGAAGCAUGGUUAGCAGCAAACCAUGAUGACUUCCAGAAGAAAGCAUUUAAGCACACAAACAUACUAUGUUGACAGUAUUGUUGUUUGUUUUUGUUCAGGAUACAGAAAACAGUACAAAAUCAGGAAUCAGAGAUGCUACUUGGUAUCCAUCAUUUCUCUUCAUAAGUGUAAAUUAUUAUUUAAUCUUAUGCCGUACAGGAUUUUUAACAGAAAAACUUAUCACGAUUGUCAAGAAACGAGCCCUUUUUCUCAGGCUCAUCACAGCACAUUAUUUUUUUUUUAAAAAUUUUCUUUAAUCAGCUGCUCGAUUCUCCACUUCAGCACAUAUUUUUGAGAGCAAUGUUUCUAAUAUCAAAAGUUAAUGUUUUUUACAAUGAUAUCAUUUCCAUUGCGAUUUAAACUUUUAACAUCCUUUGUACAAGAUGUCUUUGUUUUGAUUUUCUUUUAUAUUUAUGAUUCGUUGAUUCAUUUACGAACACACCUCUUGUAACUGGUCCUCGUUAUUUUAAUGCCAUCUCCUCUUUUGUCAUUGAUUUUUGUGAUGUAAGCAAAUAUUUCUAUUUUUUUAUGGUUGCAGUGGCAAUAGGAGGUGAUGUCUAAUUUACUUUCAGUACUUAAAUUCGAGUGCGCAUCCAAAGCAGUAAAAUGGCACUGUACUUCAUUGUUUUACACAUUUGGACAGUUAAUUGAUUCAUUCCAUAGUUCAUUGUAGUGAGCAAUUACAACAUUGGAAAGUGUAAUUGCUCAUUUCCAUAAUGAAGUGAAACAAAAAUGUGAAAGCUUGUUGCUGUAUGACUGUGCUGCUGUGCCAGAUAAGAUUCAUAAUCAUCUCCCGUUUUUUAUUGUAGUACUUAUUACAAUUGUACUUAUUUAUUUUGUGUUCAUCAGUGUUAGUUUUGCCAGACACACAUUACAUCACAGGACAUUUGUGUAAAUGUACAUGAAUUAUUAUUAUUACUAUUAUUAUUCCUGUCAGGCAGUCAUAGUGAACAUAUAUUUGUGAUGUAUGUUGUGUGCUUGAAAAGUAAAACUGUAUUCUUUGGUGUGUCAGAAGGAAACAAGUGCCUGCUGCAUGUGAUACAGUGUGUUUGUGACAAGAUUUUGCCAUGAAAUUGUGAUAGACCAUGUACUUCAUAAACUGCCUUAAAGGAAUGCCAGUAAAUUGUGAUAUCUGAAAGCUGUGUAUGUAACUGUUUUUAUACAAUUCAUUCUCGUUUUAGAAAAUAUUUUCUCUGAAUUGUCUACGUAUAUUACACCCAUUUGAUACUUCUGUUUCAAAUAAAAAAAAUGAAUUCUUGAAUAAA
Messenger RNA from Schistocerca americana (American grasshopper), 6142 nucleotides. It is a transcript of the gene MRP, whose product is annotated as multidrug resistance-associated protein 1. Gene Ontology annotation, cellular component: membrane. Gene Ontology annotation, molecular function: ATP hydrolysis activity; ABC-type transporter activity; ATP binding. Lineage: Eukaryota; Metazoa; Arthropoda; Insecta; Orthoptera; Acrididae. Gene Ontology annotation, biological process: transmembrane transport. The record is from RefSeq and is a predicted model, not a curated record.